Molecule: messenger RNA, 2210 nt
Organism: Microplitis mediator
Lineage: Eukaryota; Metazoa; Arthropoda; Insecta; Hymenoptera; Braconidae
Gene: Bulli
Product: regulator of MON1-CCZ1 complex
Exons: 11
Coding region: 84-2099 (671 amino acids)
Biological process (GO): regulation of autophagy
Cellular component (GO): lysosomal membrane; Mon1-Ccz1 complex; late endosome membrane
Source: RefSeq, a predicted model, not a curated record
UAUUUUUGUUGGGUGGUAUUUUUGUUUAGGUAAACGUCAAAAUAUCGCUUAAACUUUUUUUGGAGUUAUUGUAUUUUAUAAUAAUGUCGGCGAGUGAAUCUACUGAAGGGGAUGAGGGGAGUGAUAAUUAUUAUUUGGAGUUAUCAAUAAAUCCAGUGAGAUUUGAAUCACUUACUUGUGUUAAUAAUGUUUUUUUUGACGACUCCAAACACCAGGUAUUUGCCGUAAGAUCCGGAGGAAUAACGACAGUAACUGGACCAAAUGACGUGUUUACAUUCAAAAUGGAAGAUAAAGGCCAAGUGAUAUCAAUUAAAUUUUCAGCGGAUAUGAAUAUUUUAGCCAUACAAAGAACAUACACGUCCGUUGAGUUUGUAAAUUAUAAUCCAGGUACUGGACUAGACACCACUGAAUAUUCCCAAGCCUGUAAAAGUAAAAAUGCGACCAUCCAAGGGUUCGUUUGGACCCACGGUAAUGAAAUUUUGCUCAUAACCGAUCAUGGAGUUGAACUGUUUUCCGUAAAUCCCGCGAAAAAAAAUGUCAAAGCGCUUAAAUCAUUAAGUUUAGGAGUAAAUUGGUACGUUUAUUGUCCCAGAAGCAACAUGAUUUUAUUGUCAUCCGGGACAAUUGGCAAUCAAAUGCAGGCAUUGCAUAUCACACCUGGAAAUUUACAUAAAAUAACUAAAUUUGAAAUGGAAGCGAUUCCAGCAAAACCUGGGAAGUUGGCAGUUUCUGACAGAGACGUAGUACUGGCAGUACUCUACGGCACUCCGAGUAUUGUCGUUCUAAGGCAUCAAUAUGAAGCUAAUAAAUCUAUAAGUGCUUAUGUUUGUGUUUAUACUGUUCAUAAAAUGUUAACAAUUAAAAAGAGUCAUAUAUUAAAAUUAGAUUUACGAGGAAGAUUUGCUAUUAAUGUCGUUGAUAAUCUUAUUAUUGUUCAUCAUCAAGCAUCAAAGACAUCAAUGAUAUUUGAUAUAAUGUUAGGUGGUGUAAGUGAUGGUACAGUAAUGCACCAUACCAGCGUAGCAAUACCUAAACCUAUAAAACCAUACAAUCUUAAAGUCCAAGGUGCUACGUUAUCUGAACAAGUUAUUCAACCUUGUCCACUUUAUUCGGAAAAUUGGGUCGUCUUUCAGCCAAACAUAAUUAUUGACAUAAAACUGGGAUGCUUGUGGUACAUUGAAUUACAUUUAGAAGCUCUGAUUAAACUUAUUAGUGAUAAAGUUCAGCUGAUUGAAUUUUUUAUUCAACGAAAAAAUGCCAAAAUAAUUUUAUUACAGGUAUUGCAAAAUUAUGUUAAUGAUUUACCGACGACCCUCAUUGAUAUGCCGGCUAUUUUUGAUAAAAUAAAUUCGGUUUAUCGCGGGCAUUUGGAAAAUGAAAUUCAGAGCCAGAUGGGUACACCGUUACAAAAUGUAUCAAAAAAUACUGAAGUCUUUGAUAAUCUUUCUUAUAAAUUAUUAUUAGAUCAAAGCGAUAUGUAUACACAUAUAUUAUCAAAAUUUUCAGCUGAUUUGAUCGAACCGAAAAUGGUUAUUUGGGUUUUACUUGAAUAUAUAAGAUCAUUAGUAGAACAUGGGAUACCGGUGCAACACUUUAUAUACGAGUUAGUAAUAACGACUUUAGUUCAGCGUAAAGCGUACUAUCAGUUGCAUCAGUUACUCCAGUACCACGUCGUAGCUGACUCAAAACCAUUGGCUUGUUUGCUUUUAUCCUUGGAAAAUUUGUAUCCAGCGGCGCAUCAACUAGCACUGGAUAUGCUAAAGCGUUUAGGAAGCGCCCACGAGGAAAUAAUUGAAGUUUUGCUAUCCAAAGGCCAUAUAUUACCUGCCUUAAGGUACGUACGAUCUGUCGGAAUGGCGGAUCAGGUGUCAGCCCGGAAGUUUCUGGAAGCCGCCAAAGCCCUCGAUGACCCGACGAUUUUUCAUUCCGUCUACAAAUUUUUUGAACAACGGAAUCUGAGGCUGCACAACACAACUGCAUUCACUCGCGGGGAACAUUGUCAGUCUUAUGUCCAGCAUUUUGAAUUUUUAUUCCGUGGCAUAGAGAACAUGAACGUCAGUUUGAAUUCAAGUAUUUCUACUGUUUCUCUACAGGAUUAAUCCCAAUUUUUUUUCACCAUUAAAUAAUUAAUUAUAAAAAAAUUAACAAGUGCAAUUAGUUUGUAUUACUGUAAUUAUAAAAAUUGAAUAAAAAAAUUAUAUAUAUAUAAA